ACAAGGUCGUGUACUUGUGCCUGUCACCAUGAAAAACACUCCAACAGUAGGGUAGGUCGUGAAACAAUACUCUUUCCAACCUCUUUGUGGGGACGGAGAUCAGACGUGGACACUUUACAUCGCAAUCAUUUAUUGUUCACAGAUGGGAUGGAUAGUUGGCACGUGUUCGUUGUAGUGGGUAACACCAGGCGCGGGACUGAUGCUAAAUGACAACGGGCCAUGCGAUAAAUGAUCCGGUCGGCUUUCCUUAACUGCAAGUGCGCGUGAAUGUUUCGCCAACAGCGCACGAGACGAGCUCGCGCCAGACGCGCGAAACUAAAUUCAGCGAUGAUUUCUUCACAAUGACUGGUUUAUCCUCAGGGAUCAAACGACAAGACGAACAUUAACAGCACUCGGAAUAACGUUUGUAACUAAACAUUAUGUUAAUAUUGGACGGUAUUAAACACGCUCCGAGGUCUCGUGAAGUCUUCAGCGCUUGCAAGACGGAGGCAGCCAUCCGACAACGGGCGACUCCUUUGGCGAUCAAAAAACGGGGACCUUUUGUUUGACCGGGGCAUCCUUCUCCUUAAAGUCAUCAUCACAGACUCGCAUAGCGUGUCCGCUUCCCCUGCCGUCAAAGAUAUUAACCCACCCAGCAGCCCACAUCAAAACCAUAACACUCCCCCCUUAAACCACAACCCCCUCUGACCCAGUUUUAUGGGGGAACGGGGUAAAAGGCUAUUGUGUGUGUUUCGGAGACUCUCGCAUUUUCUUUAUCACGACAUGCUUGUUCAUAUACGCAUGUGUGUAGGGUUGGUGUAAGGUCAAUGGUCUCUGAUCCCCAAGGCAUCUUUUACAAACGGAAAAAAGAAAGGAUGAUAAAGAGAUGAAAGGAAAGAAGAAAGAAAGCAGACAUGGAGUUUCCGGAGACAGAAUGUCGAGGAUGUAGUCUGUGAGCUGUGCAGUGUGGGACGCUGUCUGCCACACUGUCAUCAGACGUCAUGAGCUGGAGCUUCCUAACACGUCUGCUGGAGGAGAUCCAGCACCACUCCACGUCGGUGGGGAAACUCUGGCUCACCGCGCUAGUCGUCUUCCGCAUCGUACUGACCGCAGUGGGCGGCGAGUCCAUAUACUACGAUGAGCAGAGCAAGUUCGUCUGCAACUCGGGCCAGCCGGGAUGCGAGAACGUCUGCUACGACGCCUUCGCCCCACUUUCGCACGUGCGAUUCUGGGUCUUCCAGAUCAUUAUGUCCGCCAUGCCCUCUCUGCUUUACAUGGGAUACGCAGCUAAUAAGAUCUCCCACAACGAGAACUCGCGGGCUCGAGCGAGGGCUGCAGAUGCCGGAUACACCCAGCGGAGGCCAAGGAAGAUGUGUUUUGGGACACGACAGGAUCCUGCUGGACAUGAGGAUGGGGAGGAGGAACGGGAGGAUGAUCCUAUGAUCUACGAAGUGCCUGAGAUGGACAACACGCAGAGAGACUUGGUCCCGCCGAGACCCAAACCGAAAGUGCGUCAUGACGGUCGGCGCCGUAUCCGUGACGACGGGCUCAUGCGAGUGUACGUGCUGCAGCUGCUGACACGUUCGGCGCUGGAGGCCGGCUUUUUGGCAGGACAGUACCUGCUCUACGGCUUUCGCGUGGAACCCGUUUUCGUGUGCUCGGAUAAGCCCUGCCCACACCACGUGGACUGCUUCGUCUCACGGCCCACAGAAAAGACCAUCUUCCUCCGUAUCAUGUACGGCGUCAGCUGCCUUUGCUUGAUACUCAACCUGUGGGAAAUGAUUCACCUCGGAGUUGGAACCAUCGGCGACGUCUUACGCAAACGAAACGCAGCCACCACAGACGACGAGUACCAACUGGGCCUGCUCGCCGGAGGGGGCGUGUCUGUCGGAGUGGGCGGGCCUUCCCUAAGUGAGGAAGAACCAGGGGUUGGGGUCGGUGGAGGUGUAAGAGAAGCAGACUAUGUUGGUUAUCCCUUCUCCUGGAACACCCCAUCUGCACCGCCAGGCUACAACAUCGUGGUGAAACCUGAGACCAUGCCAUACACAGACCUGAGCAAUGCCAAGAUGGCAUGCAAGCAAAACCGUGCCAACAUAGCGCAAGAGGAACAGCAGCAAUACGGUUCCAACGAGGACAAUUUUCCAUCAGCGGGUGAAGCUCGACCGCCGCCCAUCAAUAAAGACGUCAUCCAGUUAGAGGCGGCGAUUCAAGCGUACACCUUGCAGCACCAUGCCAAUAAUAACCAUGAUGACCUGAAUGACAACCAUGACAUUGAUGAGAAGCCUCAGAGUAACAUCACUACAGCACCACAGAAGGAUCGAAAGCAGCGGACCAAGCACGGAAAAGCUGGCAGCGCUGAAAGCAGCAGUAGUAGCAAAUCAGCAGAAGGCAAACCAUCAGUUUGGAUCUAAUGUUCAUGCACUGUUGGUUAAAAUAUGUACCCCAGCUUUAAAGGAAAAGUCUACUC
Messenger RNA from Misgurnus anguillicaudatus (oriental weatherfish), 2446 nucleotides. The record is from RefSeq and is a predicted model, not a curated record. NCBI's taxonomy places the organism in Eukaryota, Metazoa, Chordata, Actinopteri, Cypriniformes, Cobitidae.